AUGUCCCCAGUGUGGGCGGGCCCGCCGCGGUGCGCGCGGUGCGGGCGGGCGCUGCUGCUGCUGGUGCAGGUGUACUGCCCGCUGGAGCGCGGCCCCGCGCACCGCGCGCUCCACGUGUUCGCCUGCGCCGCGCCGCGCUGCUGGGGAGCCGCCCGCAGCUGGAAGGUGCUGCGCUCCCAGUACUCGCAGGCCCAGGAUAAACAGAGCCGAGCUGUCGGCGUCAAGCAGAAACAAGAAUCAAACUUAGCUGCGAAGGAUUGGUGUGAAGAUGCAGAUGACUGGGGAGCCUGUGAUGGAGCAGAGGCUCCUGCAUGUGCCUCCCUUGAGCUGCUUGGCCUGAAGGAAGCUGUGAGCAGCAAGGUGGAGUGUGCAUGCCAGCUCCAGCAGCUGCACCUGUCUGAGCCUGCCAAUGGCCCAGGAGCCCAGGACACACAUCCUGCAGCCAGGGAGGACACGGAUGGCCCAGGAGCCCAGGACACACAUCCUGCAGCCAGGGAGGACACGGAUGGCCCAGGAGCCCAGGACACACAUCCUGCAGCCAGGGAGGACGUGGUGAUGGCAAUGGCUGCUUCAGCUCCUGUGUUCCAGCCCUUCUACAUUAAUGUUGUGGAUGAGGAAGACUACAUGGGUUUCCUUGAUACAGAUCAUGCAGACAAGCUACUGAAGGAGUAUCAGCAGAGAGAGUGUGUUGAUUUGGAACAGAUGAUGUCAGAGAGUUUUGCAGGUGAAGAUGGUAAUGAAAAAUAUGAGAAGAAUGAAGUCAAAAACUGGGACCACACAUUCCAUAAAUUCAUGAAAAGAAUAUCUGUAUGUCCUGAACAGAUUUUAAGAUACUCUUGGGGUGGCCAGCCUUUGUUCAUCACGUGUCCUCCAGCCAACCUGGACCAGGAUAUUCCAGCCUGCAGUGUCUGUGGAAGCAGCAGAGUGUUUGAGUUCCAGCUGAUGCCCACGCUGGUCAGCAUGCUCCAGAGUGACUCAGAUCUGUCAGUGGAAUUUGGAACUGUUAUAGUUUACACAUGUGAGAGAAGCUGUUGGCCGACAGAUCAUCAAACCCCUCUUGAAGAAUUUAUUUUUGUACAAGAAGACCCGGAUCAGAGAUUAUUUAAAUAAAUUGUAUUUCUCUGCAUAGAUCAAAA
Passer montanus (Eurasian tree sparrow) is the source of this 1136-nucleotide messenger RNA. It is a transcript of the gene PDCD2L, whose product is annotated as programmed cell death 2 like. The record is from RefSeq and is a predicted model, not a curated record. Lineage: Eukaryota; Metazoa; Chordata; Aves; Passeriformes; Passeridae. Bases 1 to 1110 code for a protein of 369 amino acids. Gene Ontology annotation, cellular component: cytoplasm. The transcript has 6 exons.